AUGUCUCAGCAUAUCAAAAAAUGUCAAGGGUAUAAACAGUUUACUAAUGAAGUUGAUCGUGAUAAUAAUAAUUCUACUGAAGAGAAUGUUGUAGUAUGUUUACCAGAUUUCAGUAAUCCUAAUAAAAUUAUAUCCCAAAAAAACAUAAAUAAAACCAUUCUAAAUACUUUUAAAGAAAAUACCAAUAAUUUUAAUGCUGGCACAUCUAAAAUUAAAAUUUUUUUCGACACUAUAACCGAACAAAAUCAAACGCAACUUGACAGUGCUUUGGCAUUGGCUAUUUUUAUGUCAAAUUGCCCUUUUAAUUUAGUUGAAAAUAAAUAUUUCAACAAUUUUUUAAAAUUAAUGCGUCCAGCCUAUAAAAUCCCUUCUAGACAUGCAAUUAGUAAAACAUUACUAGAUUUUGAAUACAUUAAAGUGAAAAAUAUUAUUAACAAUAAAUUCAAUAAUUUAAAAGAUUUUACUCUCAUAAGCGAUGGCUGGACAAAUAUUCGCGGAGAGUCCAUUAUUAAUUUUAUAAUAAUGACUCCAGAACCAAUUUUUUUUAAAUCCAUUGACACAGGUUCCUGUGCUCACACUGGUGAAUAUAUCGCAUCUGAGUUGAUCAAGGUAAUAGAAGAAAUUGGUUGUCAAAAAUUUAUCUCACUAGUAACUGAUAAUGCAAAGAAUAUGAAAAAGGCCUGGAGUCUUGUUAAGGCAAAAUAUAAUUAUAUUGAAUGCUUUGGAUGUGCCGCACAUGGGUUGAAUCUGCUUAUUAAAGAUUUAUGCCAAAUACCUUUUAUUGAAAAGAUCAUCAAAAAAACCAAGCAAAUAAUUAAAUAUAUGAAAUUUUAUGGUAUUUUAUUAGCAACUUUUAAAGAAAGGCAAAUAUUGAAAGGAUAUAAAUCUUCCUUAAAAAUUCGAAGUCCGACAAGAUGGGGAGGUUUUGUUAUAAUGUUGCAAAGUGUUGUGAAAAAUAAGGAAGUUUUGCAAGAAAUUGCAAUUUCUAGUUUAUUUACAAACAAACAAAGAAGGCUUAUUAUAUUAGGCAAAGAAGGAUACUGGGAUAAAUUAGAGUCUGUACUGACCUUUUUGGAAUUUAUUUAUAAGAAAAUUAUAUUUGUAGAAUCGGAUUCAGCGGUAUUAUCUGACGUUCCAGAAAUAAUUUGGGACAUAAAAGAUAAACUCAAUUCAUCAACUUUUAUUUUUAAUGAAAAUGAUUUGAAAAGUGUUAAGAUGCAUAUUAAAAAACGAAAGAAAUUUUGUUGCCGAGAAUAUCAUUAUGCAACAAAUCUUCUGGAUCCUCGAUAUUAUGGUGUGAAAUUAACAGACCGUGAAUUAACAGCAGCUUUAAAUAUAAUAAAUAUUAUUUCAGGCCAAAUUAAUUGCGAUAUUGGAAAAAUUAUGGGUAAUUUAGCAGAAUAUCGUUCAAAACAAGGUUUCUAUAAAGGAACGGGCAUAUGGGAGAGCUCAAUCCAUACCAAACCACUCAUAUGGUGGAAAGGGUUGUGUACAAAUCAACCCCUUUGUCAAGUGGCAGUAAGAUGUCUUUGA
Molecule: messenger RNA, 1533 nt
Organism: Gordionus sp. m RMFG-2023
Lineage: Eukaryota; Metazoa; Nematomorpha; Gordioida; Chordodea; Parachordodidae
Exons: 1
Coding region: 1-1533 (510 amino acids)
Source: RefSeq, a predicted model, not a curated record